Messenger RNA from Phaeoacremonium minimum UCRPA7, 1992 nucleotides. RefSeq names its product putative mediator of rna polymerase ii transcription subunit 17 protein. The coding region runs from base 1 to 1992 and encodes 663 amino acids. Gene Ontology annotation, molecular function: transcription coregulator activity. The transcript is spliced from 3 exons. Lineage: Eukaryota; Fungi; Ascomycota; Sordariomycetes; Togniniales; Togniniaceae. The record is from RefSeq and is a predicted model, not a curated record. Gene Ontology annotation, biological process: regulation of transcription by RNA polymerase II. Gene Ontology annotation, cellular component: core mediator complex; mediator complex.
AUGGCAUCAGCUCCCCAGAAACCCUUCUCUCUGCGACCAUGGCCCCAUGGAGACCGCAAGCCCAAGAAUCUCGGCGAGUUCAUCGCUCGCGUCAAUGCCGAGCGAGGCGGCUUCCGAACCGUCACCGAGGAAAGCUUGCGGAAGGAGAUUGAGGCGCAGGAGAAUGGGGUCGACGAGACAAACGGCGCCGAUGAGAUGGACCUUGACUCUGAGGACGAGGCCGAAUCGACCAAUAUCAAGCUCGAGGAUAUUGUGGAGGCGCGCAAUGAGGUGAUCAAGAACGCAGAAGUUGCCCACCAGAACGCCAUGCUGGCCCUCGACUUCGUUUCGCUGCUUCUGACCAAGGAGAUACCGAACCAAGCUAGGACAACACUCUCGAACGCUCUGAGAGAUCAUGUAGGGCUGGGCACAUUAGGAGCAACAAAGCUGGCCACCUCGAACCUCUCCGAAGCUCGACUUCAAGAUAACAAGAUGGUGUCGACCGGUUGGAAGUUCACCGACAUCGAUAGGACAGUGAAUUCGGUCCUGACCUCCGCAUCAAGACUGCAAAAGGAGAUCAGCCUGGAGACAAAGUACUGGGCCGAAGUCUUGGCUGUUAGUGACAGCGGCUGGGCCGUGUCUCGCGUCCCGAAUGAGCGACACACAUUGGGAGUCCGCGAGGAGGGCACCGUUGAUCUCGACUGUGGGCGGACUAUCGGCGAAUCGCAGAGAUUACUUGUUACCAUUGAGAAGAAUGGAAAAGUAGUUGGUCGAUCUUCUCUACCCAAGCCGCUCCCUUCCGACGCGGCUCUGCAGGAUCGUGUCUUAGAAGCACGCGAUACGAUUUUCAACCAAGAGCUGUGGCAUGAGAUCAACCGAGAGGGCCGAUCACUGCUAUCAUACAACGUACGCCUCGAAGAGUCAUCCAUAACCUACGACAUGGAGGAAGAUACAAAGGUCAUCUUCAGUCUCCAGGCCUUGGGGGACGAGAUGGACCACUCCCAGGACAAACACUCGGAAGAUGGCCAAGCAGCAUCGAUCAGCGUGAUGCUCAAUCUGCUUCUUAGCUAUGCGCACGAGCAGAACAACCACAGAAGAUCUCAGCCCUCUGCUAUUGCCAGAUUUCAGUCCAGUAUCCCACCACCAUACGCGCUGUUGCGCCCCAUCAUCGCUCAUCUGCAACACGGGCGGACCCUUGCGAAGGCUACAAAAUUUAUAUCCGACUUGACCACCAUCCUACAAUCAGCAGGCAUCUCUACUGCCCACUACAAACUCACCGAACCUCCCAUCUCACCUUCCAUGGCCCGCAACACGCCGGGGAGCCGCAGUCUUCCCUCUGAGGCUCUCAUCCAUACGCUGCUUGAGCCUCUUAAAUUCCAAUUCCAGCUGGUCAUCACCCCUGAGGCGCAGCUUCUCAUCCAUGGGCAGACCACCUUCUUCCCUAUCGUCACGACAAUGUACCAGAUCCGACUGCUACCUCCCUCCGUACCCUCGAACCAGGACGCCAGCCCCAGCUAUAACACGCUCGCGUCAUCCUUCCCGCCAACGGACGCCCGCGAGGGCUACCCCGACCUGCGCGACGUCAUAUACUACGUCCGCCAAGCAACAGCGCGCGCUCUGACGGAUCACCUAGAAGCCAGCGUCUACGAAUGGACAUCGGCCGCCGACGGCACCGCAGAAGAGACUAAGGAUGAAGACACCGACGACGGGGCAAGGGACGAGCCGAAAACGUGGAUCAAGACGAUCAAGGGCACGGUGUUACAGAACCCGGCCAAGACACACGAAUUGAUUGUCGAGGUCGCCAACGAGGGCGAUGAGGACCUGGUGGAUGAGCCGGCGCCAGAGACCGACGAUUUGCAGCCCCUGGAGCUGCGGCUCUAUGGGGUAUGGCAGGCUGGCGGAAAGGCGAACAAGAAGAAGUGGGCAUGGAAUAUCAAGGAUGCUAGCAAGAGCGCAGAGCAAAAGAAUCUAGUUGAUGCCGCCAAGGCAGUGGUAAAAGGCCAAGUGGAUUGA